AUAUUUUGACAGAUAACCUCACAAGCACACUGUACUAUUAUUGUUUUUGUUAAUAACUGUAAUAAUCUUUAAAUAAAAUGGGUGAAGAAUCCGUUGAUCCAAUCAAGAAAAGGCAUAGAAAGAAGCGUAAGAAUUUCUUAUCAAAUGCAAAGAAAUAUGCAAAAAAGGGUCAAAUGGGACGCGGAACGAAAAUACCGGAAGAACUGUAUCAAUAUUUUGUUGGAAUUCUGGACGUUAUAAAGCAAGGAAUUGAAGAUCCUGACGAACGAAAGUCUCUGGUUACCAAUGUUUUGGAGAGAACAAAGGGUGAAGAGUUGAAUGUUGUCGGGAACCAGCUUGGCUGUCGUCUCGUAGAACUGCUCCUUCCAUAUGCCUCACCAGAUGACUUUCAGAGGUACAUAGAGGUACUGUCACCAGAGUUACGUAGAUUAUGUUCAGAUAAUUUCACAAGUCAUAUCAUAGAAACGUUACUACGAGUAUCUUGUGAAAGAGCAACGGAACAUUUACAAAGUAAUGAUGAAUCAGAGGAGGAGGUACCGAAGAAAAAAGUUAAAUUAGAAAAUCCAUCAGAUAAAUAUACAAAAGAACACAUUGAUAUAUGUCACGAAUUUACAGUAAAGAUAUGUAAAUAUGCAUUGAAUAAUUUAGAAGAUUUUGUUUGGGAUCAAUACGCCAAUCAUAUACUACGAAGUGCAUUAAAGUGUCUGAGCGGUAUUACCUUGCUGCCGGGAGAAAAACCUAAAGUGAACCUCUUCAGAGAGGCGAUACAGGAUAAAAAAGGUAUACCACCGCAUCAAACUGAGAUGAAGUAUAAGGUGGUACCGGAUGAGUUCAAAGAAAUCGCCAAAGACUUUGGAAAUCGACUGUCAGCGUGGCCUCAAUUUAAAGACUUACCAUACCAGAACAUUACGUCAGCUCUGUUACAAGUUCUGUUAUACGCUGUGAAAAAUGUUGAUAAAAAUUUAACAAAGAGCUUAAUAAAGAAACUUUUGAAUGAAAGUUUUGCGCCUGAAGACUGGAUGGCGACGGGAACAGAUGAAACGAAAGACGAAAAAAUCGAUGUAGAUGCGAGUGACACAAAAGAAGAGCAAAAGUUAACAGCGGGUAACUUACCGCCUGUAUUCGAGAGUGAAUCAGCUGUCAGGUUAUUAGAAGCAGCGUUGUUUGUGUCUAGGAAGAAAAUGUACACACAGAUAUAUGCUCGGUGCUUCAUCAACCGGUUAGGUCAGCUCGCAACUAUGCCAAUGUUGAACUUCACCGUGCAACGACUGAUAGACAACUGCAACGUCAAGGAAGAGUUUGAGCCAAUGUUUGAAGAACUGUCACCCAAGUUUGGUGCUCUGUUGGCGUGCGGCAACACUGGCGUGUUGGUAGCUUUGGCGAAAGCUUGUCUCAGGAUAAAGGCGAAACAGAUCCAGUUUAUACAGAAUUUAGAAAAGGCACUGAAUUGUUCGGACGCUGAGAAUCAGAAACACUUCCCGGUGCAGUGUCUGAAGAUGCUGCCCCUCGGCACCAACGACAACAACAAGGAUUACUUCAUCAACGUCCACGGGUCUGUCGUGAUGCAGACAAUACUGGAUUUUCAGCGUCCAGCGAAGCCGGUGUCUGGUCUUCUAGAACUUUCUUCAGAAGAACUGUUGUACAUAUUCAGCGAUCCGAAGGGCUGUCACGUGGCGGACGCUCUGUGUCGCGGGCAGUUCGUCGGGGUGAAGGCGAGGGACAAGCUCGUAUGGAAGUUGAAGGGAUAUUAUCAGAAGCUAGCGUUAUCUCAGCACGGGUCUAGAGCCUUCGAGCAAAUCUUUGAAGCAUCGUCUCCGGAACAGAAGGUCAAAAUAAUGACAGAGCUGUCGGAUAAGAGUAACUUGUUGAACAGCACCAACUACGGCAGGCUGAUAGCGACCAAGCUGGACCUCAACACGUUCAAAGUGUCCCAGAAGAAGUGGGAGGAGUCGAGGAAGAAAAUUGAUAAAUAAAUCAAUUUUAUAACUG
This is a messenger RNA of Vanessa tameamea, 1989 nucleotides long. Its product is annotated as nucleolar protein 9. The record is from RefSeq and is a predicted model, not a curated record. The transcript is spliced from 7 exons. Lineage: Eukaryota; Metazoa; Arthropoda; Insecta; Lepidoptera; Nymphalidae. Gene Ontology annotation, cellular component: nucleolus; preribosome, small subunit precursor; 90S preribosome. The coding region runs from base 78 to 1973 and encodes 631 amino acids. Gene Ontology annotation, molecular function: RNA binding. Gene Ontology annotation, biological process: endonucleolytic cleavage in ITS1 to separate SSU-rRNA from 5.8S rRNA and LSU-rRNA from tricistronic rRNA transcript (SSU-rRNA, 5.8S rRNA, LSU-rRNA); endonucleolytic cleavage in 5'-ETS of tricistronic rRNA transcript (SSU-rRNA, 5.8S rRNA, LSU-rRNA); endonucleolytic cleavage to generate mature 5'-end of SSU-rRNA from (SSU-rRNA, 5.8S rRNA, LSU-rRNA).